AUGAUGCAAUGCACUCAGCUAGAUAUCAAUCAAAUUUGUGGAUACAACAAUGUUGGAUGGACUUUUCAACAGUCUGUUGGUAGUUCAGGAGGUAUGAUUAUCCUGUGGGACAAAAACUUUAUGGAGGUCAAUGAUGCACUUACUGGGGAAUAUACUUUAUCAGUCUCGUGCACAAAUAAGUCAGACAAUUUCAAUUGGAUGCUUACCAGUGUGUAUGGACCCAACAAUACUGUGGAGAGAAUUAGCUUCUGGGAAGAAUUGGAUAUUGCAUGUAGACUAUGGAAUUUACCAUGGUGCAUAGGUGGAGAUUUUAACACAGUUAAAAAGUGUGAUGAAAAGAAGAAUUGCACCAAGAUCUCCAGAAGCAUGACACAAUUCAAUGACUUCAUUGAGCAGCAUAAUCUGGUGGAUCUUCCUUUGAAAGGUGCGCGCUUUACAUGGUCAAAUGGACAAGCCAAUCCAGUGAUGUGUAGGCUUGACAGAUUUCUUGUAUCCCCAUGCUUUGAAACACAUUUCCCCUUCAUCUCCCAACUAGCCAGAGAUCGACCUACUUCAGACCAUAUCCCAAUCCUUCUAGACAUUUCAGAUCCCAGUUGGGGACCUAGUCCUUUCAGGUUCGAGGCAAUGUGGUUAUUAGAGAGUGAUUUUCUAACCCUUUUGAAAUAUUGGUGGUUGUCUUUUUCCUUUACAGGUUCUCCAAGUACGGUGUUAUGGCUAAAGCUAAAGGGCCUAAAAGAAAAACUACGUGUCUGGAACAAGGAGGUUUUCAAACAUACACACACUAGGCUCAAUGACAUUUUGACUGAAACCCAGGAAUUAGACAAUAUGUCAGAGGAUAGCGUUCUUUCUGAAGAAGACAAACAUAAUAUCAUCUACCUAAAGUCUGGAUUUGAGAAAACGGCGCAAAUGGAGGAAAUAUCUUGGAAGAUUAAAUUAAAGACUAAAUGGCUACAAGAGGGUGACAGGAAUACUGCGUUUCUUAUGAGUAAAACUACGGCAAGAAGAAGAAGUAACAUGAUCAAACAAGUAUACAUAAAUGGAGAACUUGUAGACGAUAGAUCUUUGUUACAACAACAUAUCAUUAACUUCUAUCACACCUUAUUCACUGAAGAGGAGGCUAUCAGGCCGGAGCUGGAAGGCAUAGACUUUGAUUGGAUAAACGACCAAGGAAACGUAAUCUUAGAAUGA
This is a messenger RNA of Papaver somniferum (opium poppy), 1188 nucleotides long. RefSeq lists its product as uncharacterized. The coding region runs from base 1 to 1188 and encodes 395 amino acids. Lineage: Eukaryota; Viridiplantae; Streptophyta; Magnoliopsida; Ranunculales; Papaveraceae. The transcript has a single exon. Gene Ontology annotation, molecular function: catalytic activity. The record is from RefSeq and is a predicted model, not a curated record.